AUGACUCGCCUAGGGUGUUGGCUAGCAGUAGCCGCUCUGGUGGCCCUCGCCGGACUUGCAGAUGCUGGAUCCAACUGUUCCGCCGCCGACGCCACUAGAAACUGCAUCGAUGGACUUGUUGUACCAAUUUGGAGGCCAUUCUUGGAUCUGACGACAGGCGACCGAGUACUUCGUGGAGUACUGUACUUCUUCGUCAUCGCCUACAUGUUCUUGGGUAUCUCAAUCGUCGCCGACAGAUUCAUGAGCUCCAUCGAAGUGAUCACAUCAAUGGAACGAACGAUUGUAGUGAAACGACCGGGACUCGACCCGAUGGAAGUACAAGUGCGCAUUUGGAACGAUACCGUUUCCAACUUGACACUUAUGGCCCUCGGUUCAUCUGCCCCAGAAAUUUUGCUUUCUAUUAUUGAGGUUAUCGCUAGAGGAUUCGAAGCUGGAGACCUUGGACCAAACACCAUCGUCGGUUCAGCCGCUUUCAAUCUAUUCAUGAUUAUCGCCAUCUGCGUUGUCGUUAUUCCAAAAGGAGAAAUCCGACGUCAGAAGCAUUUGGAUGUAUUCUGCGUUACCGCCACCUGGUCCAUCUUCGCCUACGUCUGGCUCUACCUGAUCCUUGCCUUCUUCUCCCCAGGAGAGAUUGAGAUCUGGGAGGGACUUCUCACCUUUGUCUUCUUCCCAUUGACCGUCGGAACUGCCUACAUGGCCGACAUUAAGAUCAUCCAGAACAGAUUCUUGCCACACAGAUACCGCAGAGGUUCUCAUGGACAGAUGAUCGCCACAGAGGCUGAGGAGAUGAAGAUGUUGGAGAACGGAUCCCCACAAGGAGCCGAUCCAGCACUCAAGGCUUUCGAAGAGCAUAGACAAGAAUUUAUCGAGUUGAUGAGAGAGAUCAGAAAACAGAAUCCACACAUUACCCCAACCGAACUCCAAAAGCAAGCCGAGUACGAAAUGAUCAGCAGAGGACCAAAGUCUCGGGCUUUCUACCGUGUCCAGGCUACUCGCAGACUCAUCGGAGGAGGAGAUAUUGUAAAGAAGAGAAUCGACAAAGAGCACAACAAGGCUCUUGAUGCUUUGGUACAGGCACAAGAGAAGCAGUUGCGUGACAACACUUGCAAGAUCUUCUUGGAUCCAGCUCACUACACUGUUCUUGAGAGUGUCGGAUCUUUCGACGUUGUUGUUGGAAGAGAUGGAGGACCAGACGGUCUCACUGUUAUGGUUGACUAUUUCACCGAGGAUGGAACUGCCAAUGCCGGAAGUGACUACAUUCCAGUCAAGGGAACUUUGACUUUCUACCCAGAAGACAAACAUCAAAAGGUCACAAUCGAAGUUGUGGAUGACGACGUUUUCGAAGAGGACGAGCACUUCUACCUUCGCCUCACCAACCUUCGUGUCCGCACCAAGGACGGAAUUAUCAUCGAUCCAACCAGAAUCGGAGGACUUCCAGUUGCCCAACUCGAGAUGCCAAACACAGCCACCAUCAUGAUUCUCGAUGACGAUCACGCCGGAGUCUUCGGAUUCGACCAUGAUCACUUCCAAGUUGUUGAGAACUGCGGACACUUGUCACUCCAGAUGAAGAGACACUCUGGUGCACGUGGAAAGGUCGUCAUUCCAUUCAGAACCAUCGAAGGAACUGCUCAAGCCGACAAGCACUUUGAGAUGAAGGAAGGAGAGAUCGUUUUCGAGGAUAACCAAACCGAAGCCACGAUCGACAUCGGAAUCAUCGACACCGAACAAUACGAACGCUCCGACUACUUCUACAUCGAGCUCUCCCCACCAAUCUGGGCCAAGAAGAUGAAUGACUUGUCACGCAUCCAAGAGCGCUUCCAACGUCGUAUGGAACGCAAACGUGGAUCUUCAGUUGCUUCAGAAUCCAAGGACUCGAACACCGAAACCGCACUUGCUCCUACCGACAAGUCGACGAGAGCCGCCAGUGUCGACUUGCUGCAACCAUGUUCGGAUCCACGCCGCUCGUCACAAUCCAACUCACCUCACCUCACAAGUCGAUUCAGAAAUCGUCUUGGUUCAUGGAUCGCUGGAAUGAAAGGCGGUAACGGAGAUGAUGAGGUCACAACUGCCUUGACUCCAUCACAACUUGAAAUCGCUGAGAUGGGAAAACCAAGACUCGGAGAAUUCACCAAGUGCCAAAUCACUAUUAGAGAAUCCAAGGAAUUCCAGGGAAUCGUCGACCGCAUGAUCAAGAAUGCCAACACUCGCAUCAUGCUCGGAACUCACUCAUGGAGAGAACAAUUCAUGGAGGCUCUCGUUGUCUCCGCUGGAGACGAUGAUGAUGAUGAUGAGGAAGGAGAUGAUGGAGAGGAGAAGGAGCCAGAGGAGCCAGGAUGCAUGGACUACUUUAUGCACGUUCUUACCGUUCCAUGGAAGCUCACCUUUGCCACCAUCCCACCAACUGACUACAUCGGAGGAUGGGCCACAUUCGUCGUUGCCAUCUUCAUGAUCGGAGUGCUCACCGCUGUCGUUGGAGAUCUUGCCUCUCAAUUCGGAUGCUGGGUUGGGCUUAAGGAUGCCGUCACCGCCAUCUCUUUUGUCGCUCUCGGAACCUCUGUCCCAGAUACAUUCGCCUCAAAGGUGUCUGCCGUCCAAGACAAGUACGCCGAUAACGCCGUCGGAAAUGUCACCGGAUCCAACGCUGUCAACGUAUUCUUGGGUAUCGGAAUCGCCUGGUCAAUGGCAGCCAUCUACCACUGGAACAAGGGAACCAAGUUCUUGGUUGACCCAGGAAAUCUCGGAUUCUCCGUAUUGAUCUUCUGCGUUGAAGCUCUGUUGUGUAUUGCAGUUUUGGUGUUGAGAAGAAGCAAGAAGGUUGGAGGAGAGUUGGGAGGACCAACUGCUUUGAGGUGGAUGACCUCAAUGUUCUUCUGCUCACUCUGGUUAAUGUAUCUUCUCCUCUCCGCUCUCGAGGCCUACUGUAUCAUCCCAGGCUUCUAA
Messenger RNA from Caenorhabditis briggsae, 2940 nucleotides. RefSeq names its product Protein CBR-NCX-2 (gene Cbr-ncx-2). Gene Ontology annotation, biological process: cell communication; calcium ion import across plasma membrane; sodium ion transmembrane transport. The record is from RefSeq and is a predicted model, not a curated record. Gene Ontology annotation, cellular component: sarcolemma; axon; postsynapse. The transcript is spliced from 13 exons. The coding region runs from base 1 to 2940 and encodes 979 amino acids. Gene Ontology annotation, molecular function: calcium:sodium antiporter activity. Lineage: Eukaryota; Metazoa; Nematoda; Chromadorea; Rhabditida; Rhabditidae.